Messenger RNA from Hansenula anomala, 2574 nucleotides. It is a transcript of the gene LEU3, whose product is annotated as leucine-responsive transcriptional regulator LEU3. Gene Ontology annotation, cellular component: nucleus. The transcript has a single exon. The annotation marks the transcript as partial. Gene Ontology annotation, biological process: regulation of DNA-templated transcription. Lineage: Eukaryota; Fungi; Ascomycota; Saccharomycetes; Phaffomycetales; Wickerhamomycetaceae. The record is from RefSeq and is a predicted model, not a curated record. Gene Ontology annotation, molecular function: DNA-binding transcription factor activity, RNA polymerase II-specific; transcription cis-regulatory region binding; zinc ion binding.
AGGGCAAAGAAAAUGGCGUGUGUUGAGUGUAGACAACAGAAAUCCAAAUGUGAUGCUCAAGAGAAGUAUCCAAAUCCUUGUUCCAGAUGCUCAAAGAAGGGCAUAUCGUGCAGUUUACAAUCAGACUAUAAAAGAACAUAUAAAAGAGCUAAAUUUCAACAGAUUGAAGAGGAAUUAGAAGAGUUGAAGAAGAACUUGAGUGAGGCUGGUGCUGAUAAUUUAUUAAAACAAUUAAAAGAGAAAUCUUUCCAAGUUCAUGAAUUGAAUAAACAAGCAUCAAUAUCAUCUUCACCUCAACAACAAACUCCACCGGCAACACACCAACAACAACAGCCUAAUGCAGGUUUUUCUACAAAUACCUUACCACCUUUAAGAUCUGCUUUAUCAUCUAAUUCAACUCCGUUUGCAGCAUCUCCAAAACCCAUCCAAUCCAAUGUUUACCCGCAAAGUUUACCAAUGGAACAAGGACCAUCAAUCAUAAGGAAUGAUUACACUCAAAUCGAAUCAAAACCAUUGAAAAUCCAAUUAACAGAUGAACAACUUUUCUGUACACCAAAACAGUUCGGAGAAGUUGAGUUAUCCACUGAACAGAUAAGGCAAUUGUUCUUGGAAUUUGUCAACAAUUAUCAUCAAUUCUUACCUAUUGUUGAUCUUUCAAGGGGACCUGAACGUAUUCAUAGACUUUGCCCAGUGUUAUUUUGGACAAUAAUGUCUGUUGCUCUUCGUCAUCAUUCAACUGAUAUCUUGAUGACUUUGGCUCCAUUAUUGAAAACUGCAUUAGCUGAAAUUACAAUAAGUCCAAUCACAAGAUAUUUGCCAAAUGAAGAAGAUGAACCAAUUUUAAACGUGUCUUCAGUUUUCUCGGUACAAGCUUUUCUAAUUUAUACAUUUUGGCCACCAUUAACUUCAUCAUUAAGUGCAGACUCAUCAUGGAAUACAGUUGGUAUUGCAAUUUUCCAAGCCAUAAGAAUUGGGUUAAAUGGUCCAGGUGUUAAUAAUUAUAGUAAUCAACAACAACAACCAGAAGUGAAUUCAAUAUUAAAAGAACACGUUAGAACAUGGAUAUCUUGUAAUAUUGUUUCACAAACUAUUGCCACAGCUUUUGGAUUCCCAGCUUUUGUUUCAUUUGAUAGUUCAGUUGUUGGCAGUUGUAGGCCUGGCUCAGAAGAUGGAAUACCAAUUGAAUUGAAACAUAUGGUAGAGAUAAGUCAUUUUGAAGAUCAAGUUGCUAAAAUUUUAAACUCAAAUACAGUUGAUGUUAUGGGACUUGCAGAUGCAGCUGAAAGAUUACCAUUAUUGAAAGUAUUAACUCAACAAUUAAAUGAAUUGGAAGUUAAACUGAGAAUAGAAGGAUUUGAUGACAUUAGAAAAUUCCAAAUAUUGGCUUCAAAAGUUCAUCUAUUGACUUAUUAUUUCCUUGAUAAUUCAAAGAUUGCCAAUUUUGAACUACGCCGUGGAUUAGUACUUGUCUAUAAUGCUGCAUUGAGUUUAUUGAGUCAUGUGCAAACAGUUUACAAUAAGGAUCCAAAAUUCAUCAAAUAUUUACCAGGUGUUUUCGUUUUAAUGAUAUGGCAAGCUUCAUGUAUUGUUGCCAAGUUGAUUCAUUCUUCAUUGAGUGAUGUUAUUGAUAUCGGUGCAGGAAGACAAUUGUAUACAGUGGCCAUUCAGUUAGCUAUGAGAGCUUCUAUUUUAAAACAUGAUAUGGCUUACCGUUCAAGUGGUAUUAUGAGAAACAUGUGGCAAUUAUUUAAAGCUCUUAGAGAGAAAACAUCAAUUUCUAAUUUGGAUGUGACUAUCAGAACAAGAAUGUCUGCAAGUGUUUUCUUUGAUUGUCUUUGGGUCUUGAGAGAACAAGUUGGAAUGAUUAAACUUAAUCCAAAUCAAAAAUUAUCAAGUGGUGAGCUAUCAAAUGAAAUUGAUGAUGACGAAGAUGAAGAUUUCGGAACAGAUGAUGAGGCAAUUGAUGAUGAAAAUGGGGAUAGUCAUGUUACAGGAACUGACCCAGGUACUGUUGGGUCUGAAAGUUCAGAUGCUAAAUCAACAACUUCUUCGCAAAAGAAAAGACCAAGAUCAUUAUCUAAUAAUCAUAAUGCGGAACAUGCUGCCAGAAGAAUCAUUAGAACUAUUCCAUUGGAUCCAGCUCCAAUUUCAUUAAAGAAAGAUACUACUGAUGAAAGCCCUGGUAGACAAAUGUCUAGUUCUUUGAAAGAUAUUAUCAACAAACAGUCACCAGAUAGUACUUCAUCAAGUAUUGGAAGCUCAAGACCACUAAAGAAACAACAAAAAACUACAGCGACAAAACGUGCUUCGCCACAAAAGAAGAAACAAUUACAACAGCCUUCAACCUCAGCUCAAAUUGGCCAAAACAAUCAUCAUACUCCAACAGAACAACAAUUAUUUGCACAACCUCAUCAACCACAUUCAUUACAACAACAACAACACCAAUUCAGACAGAAUAGUAACAAUACAACUUCACCAUCAAACAUCCCAUCAUUGGAUAUUAGUGAUGACUGGACAAGCGAUAUGUUGUGGAAAGAUGUUGAUUCUGUUAUGAAUGAUUUCGGGUUUAAUACU